Molecule: messenger RNA, 279 nt
Organism: Dovyalis caffra
Lineage: Eukaryota; Viridiplantae; Streptophyta; Magnoliopsida; Malpighiales; Salicaceae
Source: the annotation of a GenBank genome assembly
AUGCAAUGCAAGAGAUGGUUCAAGGAAGGUGCAUCUUUUGGCGUUUCUCCUUUGCACGUCCCUCGAACCAAAUCACAAAUCAGAAUUCACAAUAAUGCUGAAACAGACAAGAUUGUACUAAGAUUCUGCGUCGUCACUCCAAUGUCUACUCGCAGAUCAUACGACUAUAUGGGAGAGAAGAAUUCUGGACAUUCACAACCAAGAAUUUACUGGGUUCCCAAGCCACAUGGGAUCGACCAUACUUGUAAAAAACAGAUGCAAAAGGCUGAUAGGCAGUAA